AUGGCUUCAAACUUCCAUGUACAGAAGCCCUACGUGCUUACAACGUUGCCGAGGCCAUUGGACCCAAAGACAGGCCGCUAUGUCGUUGGCGAGGUGUAUGGAACUGCUGAAGGUUCGCGGAAACGCAAGCGCUCCGAGGUGACGGUGGGAAUUGAUGGAGAGGCUGUCAACAUUUACAAUGUAUCAUCUGCGCGGCUUGUCACUUCGUAUCCAAUUCCUCCUCAGUCGGCCUUCACUUGCUCCCCAUGCUCGCUGCGCCGGAGAAUUCCCAACAGCAAAGAUAUUGCGCGUUAUACGUACGCAGCUACCGCUGACCCCUCAACAAAGGUUACUCUAUUCAAAGACGUAGUCGAGUCUUCCGGAAAGACCACAUCUUCGACCAAGACCUUCACUCUACCCUCGUCGAAGCGAGUUGUUUAUCUGGCAGCACGUCUCACCGAUUCGAAAGGAUCGGAAGCGCAAGAGUCUUCUGGCGACGAGGUCAUUCUGGUCCAGGAAGAUGGAGAAAUCAUCGGUCUGGACGGCGAGGUGCUGAAACAAAAAUGGAAGACCAGCCCAGCCAUCCUGCACCAGGAUCUUGCUUUCGGCUCAAAGUCAGGCUUCCGUGUUGAGACGUGUAUGUCGGCUCGUGCUUCGGAAGUUAUUGAUGGCAUAUUCAAGGGCAACCGUGAUGCCCUUAGCUCCGUCGCCAACCACGCGCAGGGCAAUAUUGAUGCAGACAUACUGCUAGUCGUUUCCAGUCUUGAAACAGACGGCCGACGGAUGCGUCACUUGCAUCUCCUGGGCCCUAUCUCGCAGUCCCAAGGACUCGCGCAGUCCAACAAUGGUCUUGUGCAGCUUCAUGUUGUUCCCUUGGCUACUCCGACGGACAAGGUCCCGACUUCGUCACAGUACCGUCUCGAUGUGCGCUCUGGCACUCUCACUGAGCUUGCCGACGGCUCUCUUACUGUCCAUGACUUGACAGCCAGCAUUCCUAGAGUGAGCUCCCAAAUGGAUCUCGGUUACGCAACUUCUUUCGUGAGGCUAUCCAAGACAUCUAUUCUUGCCUCGAGUGAGAGCUUGCUCAGUGUAUACAACCCUCAAUAUCGAUCAUUACAAAGCAGUGCGACCACAGAGCUGGAGAGCCACGCUGAACCAGAAACAUCCAAACUAGCAAGCUGUGACCUCGUCGCCUACUUUUCGAAAUUGGAGCUGGCUAUUGGUAUCAGUGGGCCUCAACUUCUGGCCAUUCAACUUGAAGCCCCGAAGUUCCGCACGAAGCGGAGGGCCGAAGGACUCCUGAUCGACUCCAUUGGCUGUGGAAUCCCAGACUCGAAGCGCGUGGCUACCGAGCUCACAAAGCGACCUGCCGGCUCUUCGGCCUUUGCAAAUUACCUGCCCGGCUCCGUCUUUGGAGACUACCUAGGUGCUUGGACCAAGGAUGUGCAAAAAGCCGACGAGCUGCUUGACGGCGAUGCAAUCCAUGAAUUUGAAGACUUGCUUGCUCAAAAGUUUGGCCUGUCUCUCAAGGACUCGUCACUCACGAAUGGGGCAAAGCAAACGAACGGGGAAAUCCAGUCCGCCCCUGAAUGGGUGUGGCCGAAAGACAUGACCAAGUUCCCGCGAGUUGAUAAGCGUUGGAUUGUGUACGCCAUUAGCAGAGCAUUUCAAUGGAGCCAGGCACAGGGAGAGGAUAACGCUGCUCCACGUCUCGUAUACGUCUUGCCAGACACGAAUGUCUUGACUUACCUUGCGGCUGCUGGGCAUCUCACAAUCUCAAAUGUCAAAUCCGCCUUGCGGGAGGAUAUAUCUGGAGUUGAAAACAUUGAUCAGGUGUUGGCUAGCGAAUUGGUUGCACGAAUUGCCGAGCUGAACCCUACCUUUGAGCUCCUGACCUGCUAUUUGCGGGCGACCGCCCUUGGCCCCGUAGAACUGCUUCUCGCUGUUCGGUGUAUGAGCACCUUGGACGCUAUCCGGGAUCAAGCGCAAUCGGCACCCAAGAUGCUAAUGGAUAGCACUGCGGAAGGGGCCGCAGGAACUGAGGACAUCAACCAAGAGCUAGAUCAUCUCGAGGAAGAGGUGCUCAAGGCUGAGUCGAUCUUGAGAGGCAAUGCAGGUAUCCGCGAGGAAGGGCUCAGCGUAGCAUUUGCAAAACUGGGCAACUGCCCGGCAUCAUCAAUGAUCAAAGCACUGCAGGCAACCCUCAAACCAAAAGAGAUCAUGGACCUUAUCUUGCAGCUGCGCAUCGAGCUGUACAAGGGUGCCUGGACCUCUCGCUAUGUAGAAGACAAUACCGACUACGACGAGGACGCUGACCUGAACCCGCCCCCGGAUGGCAGCAUCAAGCUCAUUGCUGAUCUCCUCAGCCGUUGCGUCGACGCCAUUGGCCUUAGUGGCUGGCUGCUCAACGACUCUACAAUCUCCCUUGGCGAAGCGGGCGAUGUUAUUGCCGCUUUAACCUUGGAGGUUUCCACGGCCUUGGAGGGCCUAGAGGAAGCAACCUACCUCAAGGGCGUCGUGGGCGAGGCCGUCAGGUACUGUGAGGCUGCCCAAAAGGAGGCCAACACCAAGCAGAGGUUUGAUCUGGCCAAGCCCAUCAGCCUCCAGGUCAAGGAACCCGGCUCAGAAGCCCUGCCCCUAGGACUCAAGGUCAAGGGUCGCAUCGAAAAGUCAAAGAUUGCCAGUGGUGGUGAGAUUGUGCAGAGAAGCACACGUGAAAAGGGUCACCUCCGGAGUCAGCAGGUGGGGCAGUACUCGUUGGAGAGGAUUGCUAUCUAA
This is a messenger RNA of Pestalotiopsis fici W106-1, 2757 nucleotides long. RefSeq lists its product as uncharacterized. The transcript is spliced from 2 exons. The record is from RefSeq and is a predicted model, not a curated record. Lineage: Eukaryota; Fungi; Ascomycota; Sordariomycetes; Amphisphaeriales; Sporocadaceae. Bases 1 to 2757 code for a protein of 918 amino acids.